Colletotrichum scovillei is the source of this 1948-nucleotide messenger RNA. RefSeq names its product mannitol dehydrogenase domain-containing protein. NCBI's taxonomy places the organism in Eukaryota, Fungi, Ascomycota, Sordariomycetes, Glomerellales, Glomerellaceae. The coding region runs from base 135 to 1649 and encodes 504 amino acids. The transcript has a single exon. Gene Ontology annotation, molecular function: mannitol dehydrogenase activity. The record is from RefSeq and is a predicted model, not a curated record.
GCGGUGUGUUCUUGAUCACUUCAACUUUCAACCUCAAGCUCACUCCCCCCUUUGCCUCAUAAUCCGCGCUCACCAUCUCAUCAAUCACCUCCUGAAUUACUCGCGCGUACCAAUUAUCUACUUUUAAUCCUAAGAUGCCUCACAGCACGGAGAGCCUCAAGCUCACCAGCAACAACCUGUCCUCAAUCUCCUCUCAGGAAGGCAAGCAGACUGUAAAGGUCCCCACCUACGACCGCACCGUCGUCAAGGAGGGCAUCGUCCACGUCGGAGUCGGCGGCUUCCACAGAGCUCAUCUCGCUGUCUACAUCGACCGCCUUCUCCAGAAGCACGAUGAGCGCGACUGGGCCAUUUGCGGCGUCGGCCUCCGGCCCAACGACGCCGCCAUGCGCGACGUCCUGAGCGCCCAGGACCACCUCUACACACUCAUCGAGCGCUCCGCAAAGGGCAGCAACGCCAGCGUCAUUGGCAGCAUCAACUCGUUCCUCUUCGCGCCCGACGACCGCGAGGCCGUCAUCGCCAAGAUGGCUCACCCGGACACCAAGAUCGUGUCCCUGACCAUCACCGAGAGCGGCUACUACUACAACGAGAACACGCACCAGCUGCAAUCGGAGCACCCCGACAUCCAGCACGACCUGGCCAACGAGGACCAGCCCAUCAGCAUCUUUGGCUUCCUCUACGCCGCGCUCGCCAGGCGCCACGCCAACGGCCAGAAGCCCUUCACCGUCCUCUCCUGCGACAACAUGCAGAAGAACGGCUCCAUCACGCGCUCCAUGCUCGAGUCCUUCGCCCGCCUCAAGAACCCAGAGAUCGCCGCGUGGAUCGCCGAAAAGGGCGGCUUCCCCAACGCCAUGGUCGACCGCAUCACCCCCAGCACCUCCCAGAACGACAUCAAGUCGCUCGCAGAGGUCUUUGGCAUCGAGGACGGCUGGCCCGUCGUCACCGAGCCCUUUAUGCAGUGGGUCGUCGAGGACAAGUUCUGCGACGGCCGCCCGCCCUUCGAGAAGGUCGGCGUCCAGAUCGUCGAGGGCGUGCACGAGGUCGAGCAGUUCGAGAAGCACAAGCUCCGUCUCCUCAACGCCUCGCACUCCGCCAUGGCCUACCCCGGCCAGCUCGCCGGCUUCAAGUACGUCCACGAGGUCAUGGAGCACCCCAUCUACCGCAAGUUCGUCUGGCAGAUGAUGCAGGAGGAGGUCAAGCCCCUGCUUCCCGAGAUCCCCGGUGUCGACAUUGACGAGUACUGCAACACCCUCAUGGAGCGCUUCUCCAACCCCACCAUCAUGGACCAGAUCCCCCGCGUCGCCCUUGGCGCGUCCGGCAAGAUCCCGCAGUUCAUCAUGCCCUCCAUCGCCGAGCAAAUCUGGACCACGGGCCCCUUCCGCCGCCUGUGCUUCGUCGCCGGCGCCUGGUUCCGCUACAUCAACGGCGUCGACGACGAGGGCAAGACCUUCACCGUCGACGACCCGAUGCGCGAGGAGCUCCAGGCCCUGGCAAAGGCCGGCGGCAACGACCCCCGCCAGCUGCUCAGCGUCAAGAUCCUGUUCGGUGACGAUUUGCGCGGCGACCAGCGCUUCAUUGAUGAGGUCACCAAGGCCAUGGAGCUCAUCGCCAAGGACGGCGUCAUGGCUACCAUUCCCAAGUACGUUGAUUAAAAUAAAUCAAUACUGGGAAGUGUAAAACUGUUUGUCGACUUGUGCUGGUACAAGCAGCCUUUUAUGUUAUAAUGAGUAAAGCAGGGAUAAAAAUGGGUACUUGAAGCGGUCAUGAGGAUUUAUAGAUAUAGAUAUAGAUAUUUAUAGAGACAUUUUGUGUUUUGAUUUUGUACAAAACGAGGCCAUUCUGUGUGUUCGAUGCCAGGACCAAAAUAAUUUGGCUGUGACACAGACACCAAAGACGGAAGUGUAGUAUGCAAACGAGAAGGAGAUGGAUCCAAUACUUUUCAAAUACCGGC